Molecule: messenger RNA, 930 nt
Organism: Mytilus californianus (California mussel)
Lineage: Eukaryota; Metazoa; Mollusca; Bivalvia; Mytilida; Mytilidae
Product: leukosialin-like
Exons: 2
Coding region: 61-672 (203 amino acids)
Source: RefSeq, a predicted model, not a curated record
GAUAUAAGUCGGAUAUUUAACACACUGGUAGAAGAAUUUUGAGUCGAGAAAACUUACAUUAUGAUGAAAGUGUGUUUCGUAGUAGCCUUUUUUAUUGUGUCUGGUUGUGUGGCACUUCCAACAAAUGGAGCGCCAAAUCCAUCUUCUGCCGAUAUGACCAAAAAAGCAACGGUAGUGUCGUCUCAAACUAACGAUAUGACAACAGUAGUAACAACAGAACCACAACAGACAACAAAACCACAACAGAUGACAACAAAUAGUCAAACUACAGUCAACCCCGUCACCUCAAUGUCAAUGACAACAGAGUCAAUGAUGACAAAUAAUACUAUGCCACCUAGCUCAGAAACCACUGCCAGUCAAAUGUCUACACAAUCCUCUAACACUUCUACUGUUACAAUGAUGACAGACGAACCAUCAAACAUGACGUCUGCUGGACCAAUGACAACGAUGCCGGCUGCUGUGACCACAGCGGGAAAGGUGACGGCGCACCAUCCAACAACACAUACACCGAAACCAACCACACAAAAACCAGAGACAACAACCAAAAAAUCUAAAUUUCAAGGAGGAACGUUUGUCGGAGGAAUGUUUUUGGGAAUAGCACUGGCGUGCAUUAUAACAGCUAUUGUAUACUUUCUUAAAUGUAAAAAUCAAAGCUAUGGGAAAGUCAAUUAAAAUCCAACAAGUUUAUUCAUCUUAUAGAUGUUAUACCGAAUUUCUAGUCAUGAAUAUAGGAUUAAGAAUAAUUUAAAAUAUAUUUUGAAGUACGAAUAUUUGUUUAAGAUGGCACAGUAGAUCUGUAACCAUAAUGAACAUAUCUUUUGACUUUGUCGUUGAUCGACGUAGUUGUACAAAAUUGCUUAUAAUGUGUAUUCGUGGUGUUAGUGUUGUUUAUGAUAUAAGAUGCAUUAAAUUAAAAUGGUUUCAAAAUAA